Messenger RNA from Alternaria metachromatica, 441 nucleotides. RefSeq names its product Eukaryotic translation initiation factor eIF-1. Gene Ontology annotation, biological process: translational initiation. NCBI's taxonomy places the organism in Eukaryota, Fungi, Ascomycota, Dothideomycetes, Pleosporales, Pleosporaceae. Gene Ontology annotation, molecular function: translation initiation factor activity; RNA binding; ribosomal small subunit binding. Gene Ontology annotation, cellular component: eukaryotic 43S preinitiation complex. The transcript has 6 exons. Bases 1 to 441 code for a protein of 146 amino acids. The record is from RefSeq and is a predicted model, not a curated record.
AUGUCUGCCAUGUCGCUCCUCGUUAAAUCGCCGCUACCCAAAGCAUCCAUACCCAACUACCCCCCACCUACACGCGCGCUCACCGACUGUCGUAUGUCCAUCGAGAACCUCAAGACCUUCGACCCGUUCGCGGAAGCGGAUGAAGAUACCGGCCAGGUCAAGCAGACUCAGCAGGACUACAUUCAUAUUCGUAUCCAACAGCGCAAUGGCCGCAAGACCUUGACGACUGUCCAAGGUCUCCCCAAGAAAUUUGACCAGAAGAAGAUCCUCAAGGUGAUCAAAAAGAAGUUUGCCUGCAAUGGCACCAUUGUAAGCGACGCCGAGAUGGGCGAAGUCGUCCAACUCCAGGGCGAUCAGCGCAAAGACGUCCAGGACUUCUUGACCGACAAGAAGGAGGGACUUGGUCUCGAUGCGAAGACGAUCAAGGUCCACGGUUUCUAG